Eurytemora carolleeae is the source of this 1399-nucleotide messenger RNA. RefSeq names its product 3-hydroxyacyl-CoA dehydrogenase type-2 (gene scu). Bases 3 to 770 code for a protein of 255 amino acids. Gene Ontology annotation, molecular function: estradiol 17-beta-dehydrogenase [NAD(P)+] activity. Gene Ontology annotation, biological process: fatty acid metabolic process; androgen metabolic process; estrogen metabolic process. The record is from RefSeq and is a predicted model, not a curated record. NCBI's taxonomy places the organism in Eukaryota, Metazoa, Arthropoda, Copepoda, Calanoida, Temoridae. The transcript has 9 exons. Gene Ontology annotation, cellular component: mitochondrion.
AAAUGUUGAAGAACGUAGUUGGACUUGUGACAGGGGGCGCUAGUGGACUGGGCAAAGCAACUGUGGAGAGGUUUAUCCGAGAAGGUGCUAGGGUUACCCUCUGUGAUCUCCCAUCAUCUCAGGGUCCGGAGGUUGCAAAGUCUCUAGGUGAAAAUUGUUUAUUUGCUCCUGUGGAUGUAACUAAACCAGAAGAUGUUGAAUCUGCCCUGGCCCUCACUAAGGGUACAUUUGGGCGGCUUGAUGCUACAAUAAACUGUGCUGGUAUUGGAGUAGCUUUCAAGGUUUACAACUUCAACAAGAACAAACCUCACGAUCUUAACGAUUUUAUCAAGGUUCAGAUGGUGAAUACUGUUGGUACAUUUAAUGUUAUCAGAUUAUCAGUCGGACUGAUGGGACAAAAUCAGCCAGAUGAUGAUAAUCAAAGAGGUGUGAUUGUAAAUACUGCCUCGGUUGCUGCAUUUGAUGGACAGAUGGGUCAAGCAGCUUACUCGGCAAGCAAAGGAGCAAUUGUAGGAAUGACCCUGCCCCUAGCCCGUGAUCUAGCUGCCCAGGGUAUCAGGGUUAACACCAUUGCUCCUGGACUCUUCGACACACCACUCCUCUCCUCUCUACCAGAAAAGGUCCGUGCCUACCUUGCUAAAACUGUGCCAAAUCCUUCAAGGCUCGGAAACCCGGACGAAUACGCAGCUUUGGUUCAGCACUUGGUACUGAACCAUAUGAUGAACGGAGAAACUAUUCGAUGCGAUGGAGCUAUCAGAAUGCAGCCCUAGUCCCUUAAACCUGGACCCUAGUUCCUUGAUCCUGGACCCUAGUCCCUUAAACCUGGACCCUAGUCCUUUGAUCCUGGACCCUAGUCCCUUGAUCCUGGGCCCUAAAGUCCCCUAGUCCCUAGUCAUUCUCCUUCUCUUACUCAGCUUGUUAAAGUGCCGUCAUCGUAUUAUUAAUCCACUCUUCCAUUAGAAUUGUGACAUCACAUUAAAGGAACAGAGUUCUUGCCACUAACUCAAAUUCCUAUAUCUUUGCAACCUGAAAGUGAACAUUUUUGGUAUUUAAAACUAGAGUAUUUGAUCGAACAGAAUUAUAAUUUAAAUCAAAGGUCUACGACGAUGGAUGGCAAAAAUAUCGGUGUUUGUGGAAAGAACUCAUUUCCUUUGCUUUAAGGGAAUGACUGUAUAAAUAGAAUUUGGUUCGUUACAUUAAGAUGGUACAACGAACCUUCAAACCUUAAACUGUAAAAAUAUUAUUUAGUUCUUUACAUUAGUUAGUUAAGAUGGUACAACGAACCUUCAAACCAUUAACUGUAAAGCUAUUCUUCAGAAAUAUUGUCCUAAAUGACAAAUAUUAGUCGUUGUUCUUCCAUUACAUGUUUUCGGAAUAAAUUUAGUUCACUAGUUCUAAA